UCCUAUAGUGUAAGCUGUUUUGUUUUGCAGAUGAAGUACACACUACUGCUCAUUCUGUUGAUGGCGAUCGUCAUCAACCACCAGACAGAGGGGUGGCCGCGUUGGAGGAGGAUUCGGAUCAGGUGGAGGUGGAGAAAAGCCGCCGACAUAGCAAACGUAUUAGCCGGCAACGGCAAGCGAGAUCUGUCCGAGUUUGACACCAACAGGGACGGACAUGUGGACGAGUCUGAACUAGAAGAAUUGUUUAACAAGCGGGAGGUUCGGGAAAUCUUGGAGAGAGCUGAUAAAGAUGGAAACAACAAAAUCUCCAUGCAAGAGUUUCAGCAAUUCAUCAAUGAGAUAAACAAGAUGGAAUAAACAAAAUAUAAGUCCAGCUCUGUAUCUCUGAAUAUCGAGAACUGACUGCUUAUGAGACGCCAUCUGUCUAGACAAUAAUAAAAUUUGCAACA
Messenger RNA from Gigantopelta aegis, 449 nucleotides. RefSeq lists its product as uncharacterized. Bases 31 to 357 code for a protein of 108 amino acids. Lineage: Eukaryota; Metazoa; Mollusca; Gastropoda; Neomphalida; Peltospiridae. The record is from RefSeq and is a predicted model, not a curated record. Gene Ontology annotation, molecular function: calcium ion binding. The transcript has 4 exons.